Messenger RNA from Striga asiatica, 4315 nucleotides. The record is from the annotation of a GenBank genome assembly. NCBI's taxonomy places the organism in Eukaryota, Viridiplantae, Streptophyta, Magnoliopsida, Lamiales, Orobanchaceae.
UUCAACUAGCCCUCCACAAACAAUUUUAUAUAUAUUGCUAAUAAUAAAGAGAAAAAAACAUUGCUUUCAUGAUUGUACGGUAAAGAUGGCGUGAAUAUUGUGCAUGUGAAUCAAUCCCCAACCCAUGUGCUUUUUUUUCCUUCUUCUCUGAUUGUUUAUUUGCGUGUUAGAACAGUGUAGCUAGCUAAUCGGCCAAGAUUCUCUUUUUCAAUCACAUUAUUACAAUAUCAUACUCAUACUGCUACACGAAGAGGGUGGGUACACACAGUGUGUGUUUUUGGCAGAAAUGGAGGUGCCGCCGACUUCAGCCGAAGAUGGCUCUCUGGUGUUCGAGGUUAACAGGGAGAGUUUCGAGGUCCACGAGAUUGACCCCUCGACUACUUUGCUUGAGUUCUUGCGCUCGAGGACCCGUUUCAAGAGUGUCAAGCUUGGCUGCGGUGAAGGCGGUUGUGGAGCUUGUGUUGUUCUGCUGUCAAAGUACAAUACCAAUCUCAAGCAAGUUGAGAAUUUCACAGUGAGUUCAUGUCUUACACUUUUAUGCAGCAUUAAUGGCUGCUCGAUUACAACAAGCGAAGGCCUUGGAAAUAGUAAAGACGGGUUCCACCCGAUCCAUCAAAGGUUCACGGGCUUCCAUGCUUCUCAAUGUGGGUUUUGCACACCCGGAAUGUGCGUCUCCCUUUUCUCGGCACUCGCCAAUGCCGAAAAGAAAAACAAUCGGCCAAAACCAUCCGUUGGGCUUUCCAAGCUCACAACUUCUGAAGCAGAAAAGGCUAUUUCGGGAAAUCUUUGUAGGUGUACCGGUUACAGGCCCAUUGCCGAUGCCUGCAAGAGUUUUGCAGCAAAUGUUGACUUGGAGGAUUUGGGGGUUAAUUCUUUCUGGAAAAAGGGAGAUUCAAAAGAGGUCAAGGUUAGUAAAUUACCGUCAUACAAUCCAAAGGAUCAUGCCUGUACAUAUGCUGAAAAAUUGGGAGAUGGGUUCGAGUCUAGGGGCCUUUGGAACUCCGAUAAAUGUUCAUGGUACAGUCCUGGAACACUCGACGAGCUUCAAAAGUUGUUGAAUUCUGAUAUGGUUGAAAAUGGGGAAAAGAUCAGAUUAGUUGUUGGCAACACAGCAAACGGGUAUUACAAAGAAACAGAAAAAUACGACAAGUACAUUGAUCUGAGGUAUACCCCUGAGCUUUCGGUGAUUAGAAGGGAUGAGUCGGGUAUUGAAUUUGGAGCAGCUUUGACGAUUUCCAAAGUUAUCUUCUAUCUGAAAGAGAAACGUAGAGUGAGUUUAGGUUCAAGUGGAAAUAUGGUGUUCACCAAAAUUGCUGACCAUUUAGAAAAGCUUGCUUCUGGUUUUAUCCGGAACUCAGCUAGCAUUGGUGGAAAUUUGGUUAUGGCACAGAGGAAUUGUUUCCCUUCAGAUGUUGUCACACUACUUCUGGCUGUGGGUUCUACUGUAAGUCUGCUGUCAGGUCACAAACAUGAAAAAAUUAAAAUCGAGGAGUUCUUGAAGAGACAUCCCCUGGACCCGAAAACGGUCCUUUUGACUGUACACAUCCCUUUUCUUGAACCAAAAACAGUUGAGGGUUGUUCAAUUCAAACUAGCUCGAGAUUGUUUUUCGAAACCUAUCGUGCCUCACCACGGCCUCUCGGAAAUGCAUUGCCUUAUCUCAAUGCGGCCUUCUUAGCCGACGUUAGCUACAGUAAAAAUGGGGUUUUAGUAAAUAAUAUCCAGCUGGCAUUUGGGGCGUACGGAACGGACCACGCAACAAGAGCAAGGAAAGUCGAGGAUUAUUUGAAUGGGAAAAUGCUUAGUGUAGAAGUUCUGUAUGAAGCAAUCAAAUUGGUGAAAGGUGAUGUGGUGUCUAAAGAAGGCACGUCACAUUCUGAUUACAGGUCAAGCUUAGCAGUCGGUUUUCUUUUUGAAUUUCUUAAUUGCUUUUCCAGCGUGGGUUCCGAUUUAUCCAGUGGUUUGUCCAAGGAUUUAAGUUGUUUAUUGCUAGAAGGAGCUGCUAAAAGUGAGAAUGAGUGCAAAAGUAGUCAAAUAGAGGAACCCCCAUUGUUGUCAUCAGCUAAACAGAUUGUGGAAUCGAGUAGAGACUAUCAUCCGGUGGGUGCACCUAUGACCAAAUUCGGUGCUGCCAUGCAAGCUUCUGGCGAAGCUAUUUACGUAGACGACAUUCCUUCACCCGCAAACUGUUUGCAUGGAGCAUUUGUAUGCAGCAGCAAGCCUGUGGCUCGAGUGAAAGGCAUUUCUUUUAAGUCUCAAGAUGAAGUGGCUGCUGUUAUCUCUGUCAAAGAUAUCCCAAAAGAAGGGGAAAACGUAGGAAGUAUGACCGUGUUAGGUGUCGAACCUUUAUUUGCUGAUGAUCUCACUAGAUUUGCUGGUGAUCUCAUUGCUUUCGUGGUUGCAGAGACACAAAAGAAAGCGAAUUUGGCGGCAAAAACUGCCGUAAUUGAUUAUGAUACAGAAGGCUUAGAUCCACCUAUAUUAACAGUUGAAGAGGCUGUUGAACGAUCGAGUUUCAUCGAUAUUCCUCCUUUUGUAUACCCUGCAAAAGUCGGCGAUUUCUCAAAAGGAAUGGCUGAAGCUGAUCACAAGAUUCUCUCAGCUGAGAUAAGAUUAGGUUCACAGUACUACUUUUACAUGGAGACCCAAACCGCCCUCGCAAUCCCAGAUGAAGACAACUGCAUGGUGGUCUACAGUUCUUGUCAAACCCCCGAGUUUGCUCAUAGAGUAAUUGCAAGAUGUCUAGGUCUUCCCGAUCAUAAUGUCCGUGUCCUUACAAGAAGAGUCGGCGGAGGUUUUGGCGGGAAAGCAAUCAAAGCAAUGCCUAUUGCCACUGUCUGUGCUCUCGCGGCUCACAAACUACGCCGUCCGGUCCGAAUUUACAUGGACCGAAAAACCGACAUGACGAUCGCCGGAGGCAGACACCCGAUGAAGAUAACCUACACCGUCGGAUUCAAGACAGACGGCAAGCUCACGGCCUUACACCUGGACGUGCUCGUCGAUGCCGGCAUAACACCCGACAUAAGCCCCGUCAUCCCGAGCAACAUGAUGGGGCCCCUCAAGAAAUACGACUGGGGCGCACUCUCCUUCGACAUCAAAGUUUGCAAGACGAAUCUCCCGAGCAGAUCCGCCAUGCGGGGCCCGGGGGAAGUCCAAGGAUCUUUCAUAGCCGAGGCCAUAAUCGAGCACGUGGCCUCGUUUUUAGAUAUGGAAGCGGAUUACGUGAGGAAACGGAAUCUCCACACGCACGAGAGUCUGAAGAUGUUUUACGGAGACUCGUCUGGGGAAUUGUUUGAGUACACUCUGCCUUUGAUUUGGAAUAAGGUGGGGGAGUCGUCUGGGUUUGAGAUGAGGGUGAGGGAAGUCGAGCAGUUUAACCGGGUUCAUAUGUGGCGAAAGAGGGGAAUAUCUCGAGUUCCGAUUGUGCACGAUGUUUUUGUGAGGCCGAGUCCUGGGAAAGUGAGUGUGCUUUGGGAUGGGUCUGUGGUUGUGGAAGUUGGGGGUAUAGAAUUGGGGCAGGGGCUUUGGACGAAGGUGAGACAGGUGGCGGCAUAUGCUCUUGGUGGAAUUGGGUGUGAUUGUGAAGAUUUGGUGGAGAAAAUUCGGGUUGUUCAGGCGGACACGUUGAGUUUGGUGCAGGGAGGGUUUACGGCAGGUAGCACGACUUCUGAGUCGAGCUGCGAGGCAGCACAUUAUCGAAAUGUGAAUUUGGCAGCAAAUUCUUACUUUGUGCCCGAAUCAAAUUCUAAUAGAUACUUGAACUAUGGUGCUGCAGUAAGUGAGGUGGAGGUAAAUAUCCUAACUGGUGAGACAAUAAUAUUUAGAACAGACAUCGUGUAUGAUUGCGGCCAGAGCAUGAACCCAGCUGUGGAUUUGGGACAGAUUGAAGGGGCAUUUGUACAAGGGCUCGGAUUUUUCAUGCUAGAAGAAUACUUGUUCAAUUCAGAUGGUUUGAUGGUUGCUGACGGGACAUGGACGUACAAGAUCCCGACCAUUGACACUAUCCCUAGAGAAUUCAACGUCGAAAUAUUAAACAGCGGACAUCACCAGAAACGCGUCCUCUCGUCCAAAGCUUCUGGAGAGCCGCCGCUGCUUCUGGCGGCAUCAGUGCACUGUGCCACGCGGGCAGCGAUUAAGGAUGCAAGAAAACAACUCAAGUCGUGGGGAGGAUUGGAAGGCGCUGAGUCGACAUUCCAGCUCGACGUGCCAGCUACUAUGCCCGUCGUUAAGGAGCUAUGCGGUCUCGACUCGGUUGAGACUUAUCUGCAUGCGUUGCUCUCCAUGCGAAACCCGUUGAAUAUUUUGAAUAUUGCAUAA